Molecule: messenger RNA, 1305 nt
Organism: Amphimedon queenslandica
Lineage: Eukaryota; Metazoa; Porifera; Demospongiae; Haplosclerida; Niphatidae
Product: replication factor C subunit 3-like
Exons: 7
Coding region: 660-1049 (129 amino acids)
Biological process (GO): DNA replication
Molecular function (GO): DNA binding
Source: RefSeq, a predicted model, not a curated record
UCAGCAUCACUAGAAGUAGAAGUAUCACAAGGAAGAUCAUAAUCAUUAGUCUCUAACUCUGUGAAAUCAACUGACACUAGAUCUGGCUCAUCUAUAGAAAUUUCAGGUAGUAAAUUUUGUGUGCAGCUGCCAUUAACACAACUGAUGAUUUAUGACAAGCAGUACUUGCUUAUUUAUAGAUCUAUACAUGAGGCAAGAAAGAAAGGAGAGAUGCUGACGCUUGGUUGCCAUUGCAAGAAAUGAUUACAAAAUUAACAUUCAAAAUAUUCAUGAAAAGUUAAUUUUAAUAACAAUAAUAAUUAAUUUUAAUGAUUAUGAUGACUUCCUUUUCCUGUCAAAACUUCAGGGUGGGCAUUGCCCCUUAAUGCCCACCCCUGGAACCGCCUAUGGCCACAAAGACUUUAAAGUUGUGGUACUGACUGAAGUUGAUAGACUCACUAAAGAUGCACAGCAUGCAUUGAGACGUACAAUGGAACUAUACACAGGAACAUGUCGUCUUAUACUAGUCUGUAACUCAACCAGUAAACUAAUACCAGCCAUCAAGAGCAGGUGUUUGGCUGUUAGGGUUCCCGCUCCUACCAUAGAUGAGGUAUCCCUUCAAUGAUGAUCAGGUUGUCCCUGAUUGUGAGUAGGAGGUUUUCUUACGUGAAACAGCUGCAAUGAUCAUCACAGAGCAGAGCCCUAAGAGGUAUCCCUUCAAUGAUGAUCAGGUUGUCCCUGAUUGUGAGUGGGAAGUUUUCUUAUGUGAAACAGCCGCAAUGAUCAUCACAGAGCAGAGCCCUAAGAGGUUACUUGAAGUAAGAGGACGUUAUUAUGAGCUGUUAACUCAUUGUAUACCACCUGAUAUUAUUUUAAAAAGGAUAUUGAAUGAGCUGGUUGCUAACUGUGAUGGUACAUUGAAAGCUGAAGUGACUCAAUUAGCAGCUCAGUAUCAAGCUCAGUCACAACUGAGUAGUAAAGCAAUCUUUCAUCUUGAGGCCUUCACAGCAAAAUUUAUGAGAAUAUAUAAACAAUUUUUAGAGGAAGGACUGGAGAGUAUGGGCUUCUGAUGUAAUGUAUGCCAUGAUAGACAGUAGAGAUUUCUUAACACAAAUAUACUUGUUAUUUUGUCACACUAUGUACCCAUUAUAGUAUUUAGCUUAGCCAUAGACAGUCGACUAUUAUGUAUAGCUUAGCUUCUAGUAUAGACUGAUUAGACUCCUCACAUGUUUGACAUGGGCAGGGAUGAAACUAUGCAAGACUUUUAUGUAUUCUAUUAUUCAACAUUUAUAAUGAUUAUUCAUAGAGUGAACCUCCCACAUAUUA